AUGGUCACAGCAGCACCAGAGGUGGGCAAUGUGGCUGCGUCAAUUCCUGAGCUGACCGAACGAGACAUCAUUGUCUCUCUCGGACACUUUGAAGCCACCUAUGAAGAGGCUUGUGGGGCUGUUGAGGCAGAUACCAGCAUGGUCACUCAUCUGUUCAACGCGAUGCAACCGUUGCAUCACCGUCAGCCAGGGAUCAUUGGGCUCCUUGGCAACAGCGACCAGACCAAGCGACCGUAUGUUGGUGUGAUAGCAGAUGGUAUUCAUCUACAUCCAACAGUGGUCAAUUUAGCCUACCGAACGAACCCUGAGGGCUUCAUCUUGGUGAUGGAUGCUAUGCACUUGCAGUGGAGCAAUGAUGGUGGUCGUUUGGUCAAGAAGGGUACCAUUCUGACAGUAGAAGGGACUCCUGAUAAGAUCGCAGGAAGCUCCAUCACGCUCCUACAAUGUGUCAACAAUUUCCUUUCCUGGUCCAACGUGGCGGUCCCAGUGGCUCUGAAGGCUGUGACGGACACACCAGCCAAAAUGCUGGGUUUGCAUGAUGUGAAAGGAACCUUGAGUCCCGGGGCCGACGCCGACCUCGUCGUACUCGACGAAGUCAAGCAUAGCAACCUUUCAGAGCUGGUGCUCGAACAGACGUGGAAGUUUGGGGUGAAGGUCUAUGACGAACACGAGUGUUGAGUGAUGAAUUAAGGAAGACAUUUUGACUCCAGAUCUUCAGACAUCGUGGCUAGUAACAAGCUCUGGUCAUCGUGCGCGCGAGCCAAUCGA
Messenger RNA from Exophiala viscosa, 768 nucleotides. RefSeq lists its product as uncharacterized. The transcript has 3 exons. Lineage: Eukaryota; Fungi; Ascomycota; Eurotiomycetes; Chaetothyriales; Herpotrichiellaceae. Gene Ontology annotation, biological process: N-acetylglucosamine catabolic process. Bases 1 to 678 code for a protein of 225 amino acids. Gene Ontology annotation, molecular function: N-acetylglucosamine-6-phosphate deacetylase activity. The record is from RefSeq and is a predicted model, not a curated record.